Nicotiana tabacum (common tobacco) is the source of this 1256-nucleotide messenger RNA. RefSeq names its product protein GID8 homolog. Gene Ontology annotation, molecular function: protein binding. NCBI's taxonomy places the organism in Eukaryota, Viridiplantae, Streptophyta, Magnoliopsida, Solanales, Solanaceae. The record is from RefSeq and is a predicted model, not a curated record.
UUUCGUAUUGUUCACUAGGAAAUCCCAAUCUUGAGUCUCGUGGGAGAAUUUCAUAAAAUUAUUUCUUAGAAAAACUAGAAAUUUCCCUACCCAGUUUCCCCCGGUUAACUUAUUCAACUUCAUUUCCGUCAGGAGACGGCUAAAAUCGGAACCCGAAAAGGAAAUUCCGGCAACUGCUCCGGUUGUUUUAAUGGGUAGUUCUGAAUACUGAUGUCAUUGUUCUGGAUUGUGAUUCGUCAAUUAGCUGAAAUCGAAGCCAUGGAAACAUCAAAGAAAGUAAUCACGAGAGAAGAGUGGGAGAAAAGGCUCAGUGAUGUAAAAAUUAGAAAAGAAGAUAUGAAUAGAUUAGUGAUGAACUUUUUAGUCACAGAGGGUUAUGUAGAAGCAGCAGAAAAGUUCAGAAUGGAAUCUGGAACAGAUCCUGAUAUAGAUCUUGCUACUAUAACUGAUCGGAUGGCGGUUAAAAAGGCAGUACAGGCUGGUAAUGUAGAGGAUGCAAUUGAGAAGGUUAAUGAUUUGAAUCCCGAGAUCCUGGAUACAAACCCCCAGCUCUUUUUCCACCUCCAGCAACAAAGGCUGAUAGAGUUGAUAAGGAAUGGAAAGCUUGAGGAGGCUUUGGAGUUUGCUCAAGAAGAGCUCGCUCCGAGGGGAGAGGAAAAUCAAAGCUUCUUAGAAGAAUUGGAGAAAACUGUUGCAUUAUUGGCCUUUGAAGAUGUAUCCAACUGCCCUGUGGGAGAGCUCCUAGAUGUAUCACAGCGGCUAAAGACCGCAAGUGAGGUAAAUGCUGCAAUCCUCACCAGCCAAAGCCAUGAAAAAGAUCCAAAACUUCCUAGUCUAUUGAAGAUGUUAAUAUGGGCACAAAAUCAGCUUGGUGAAAAAGCCGUUUAUCCGCGCAUAAAUGAUCUAUCGACUGCUGCACUGGAAGAUCCUGCUGUUUGAAGGAUGACCGAAUGUUCCAUAAUGCAUGAUUCAAGUUGCCUGUAUGGUAAUGCUUCCACUGAAGACAGCUUCAAGAUGUUGCCUUUCUUCUUUCAAGAACUAUAGCUGCUUAUUAUGGUUUCUUAGAUUGAAGUAUGUGUCUGUUUAUACGAUGUAAAUGAACAUAGUAAUUUCCUGUCAGUGUCAAGGUUUCAUAAAUUUAGUUAGUGCUUGUCAUAUCAUGACCUUUGUGUUUGGAAUUUGUGGAAAACAUACAAAGAAAAUAAGCUUUUGGAUCUCAUGCAAAGCUCCCUAAUUAAUCAAACUUAACUUGUGAA